Peniophora sp. CBMAI 1063 is the source of this 657-nucleotide messenger RNA. The record is from the annotation of a GenBank genome assembly. NCBI's taxonomy places the organism in Eukaryota, Fungi, Basidiomycota, Agaricomycetes, Russulales, Peniophoraceae.
AUGAACCAUAUGGCCCCCCCUUCGCCUUCGUCUCAUACUUUGCGCACCUCCGAUAGAAAACGCUCACAGACGCCGCCACCAUCUCCUACUCGCGAGCCCAGCCAUGUUCCAUCACCACGCCAGAUAGCGGAUAGCGAUCUCGACCUUGCUGAAGGACCAGAUCAUGCGCCCGCACGUCCAGAGACACCACCCUCUUCUGUGGACCAGAAGACGUCUUCAGCGGCAUCUGACCCAAGCACGAGCCUCGGCAAGCAUACGCGUUCGUGCGACCAUUGUGGACGGUCAUCUCUGGGCUCCGGUUCAACGGUUGGCAACGUGGAGGAUCUUGCGCACGACGAGAACUGUAACGUUUGUUAUGUCCAAAAGUCCGACCCGGACCCGGAUGGAAAGAUUCAUCUGCAAUACUUCAACUGCGCCAAGGUGAAACUCGAGAUAGUCAAGGUCGAUGUCAAGAGCGGCAAUGAGGACUAUCUCAAGUUCGCAAAAGCCACCCCUGAUGGUCGGCGACAAUGGCGCUGCGUCUACGAAACGAUGGUGGAUGGUCAUCCCGGUCGGUGCAAUUUCGAGUCAAGGAAGCACCUUGUCAAACGUCAUGUCGAGUCGAUGCAUAUGAAUAUCAAGUACGUAUUGCUUGCCACCUUGGCCCGCAGACACUGA